AUGGGGAGAACUCCUCCGAAGCUCUUGCCUGAGUGUCAGUGGCAGGAGAUCUCUGACGUGCGCCUGUCCCUGUCACAGGACAUUCUAGACUGGAAAACCUCACGUACCUUCUUCUACUGGAGAUUAAGACGUCUGCUUCUAGAAGAUGUGGUGAAAAAGAAGAUCCACGACGCCAACCCGGAGCUGACCGAUGGGCAGAUCCAGGCGAUGCUGAGGCGCUGGUUUGUGGAAGUUGAGGGGACAGUGAAGGCGUACCUGUGGGACAGCAACAAGGACCUGGUGGAGUGGCUGGAAAAGCAGCUGACGGAAGAAGAAGGCGUUCGCUCGGUUGUGGAUGAAAACAUCAAAUACAUCUCCAGGGACUACAUCCUCAAACAGAUCCGGAGCCUGGUCCAGGCCAAUCCCGAGGUUGCCAUGGAUUCCAUCGUGCACAUGACCCAGCAUAUAUCACCCACCCAGCGAGCCGAGAUCGUGCGGAUCCUCUCCACAAUGGACUCGCCUUCUUCAACGUAA
Molecule: messenger RNA, 513 nt
Organism: Pterocles gutturalis (yellow-throated sandgrouse)
Lineage: Eukaryota; Metazoa; Chordata; Aves; Pterocliformes; Pteroclidae
Product: acetyl-CoA carboxylase-like
Exons: 4
Coding region: 1-513 (170 amino acids)
Molecular function (GO): acetyl-CoA carboxylase activity
Source: RefSeq, a predicted model, not a curated record